AUGCCCUCCCCGCAGCAAUACGAGAACUAUCAGGAGUACCUUAACGCCUAUGAUCAGUACCUGAAGGACACCACUCAGUUCUUGACCUCGGCCCGCUCCUUUCUGCAGAAACGACUGCAUCGCCUCCGCCACGCCCACGCCGGCCUCGCCGAGGCGGUGCGUCGGGAGUAUCUCUGGACGUUUAUCCCUUUCAUUUGCAUCCUCUGUGUGCACAUGGUGGACUCGCAGCACCACGUGAACGCCCGAAUCACCCGCGAGCGUCUCAAGCAGCGAGCCAAAGAACACGCGAAGGACGUCAAGUGGGUUUCCGUGUAA
Molecule: messenger RNA, 315 nt
Organism: Leishmania braziliensis MHOM/BR/75/M2904
Lineage: Eukaryota; Euglenozoa; Kinetoplastea; Trypanosomatida; Trypanosomatidae
Exons: 1
Coding region: 1-315 (104 amino acids)
Source: RefSeq, a predicted model, not a curated record